CCUUGAUAUAGGGAGUCUCUCCAACCGGACACACCAACCCCUGUAUUCAUACGAGCAAUGAGGUCGUACCCAUUGGGCACACCUAAUAAUAAUGUUAGUAAAGGUUCCUAUUUUACUGGUUGUAUCAAAUUGGCCGACAAUUAUACCCGAAGAAAGGCUGAAGAUUUUGAGUUCAAGUAUGUGAUCGAUAGCCAACCCAUAGACACGUCUGAGAGGAAUGACACAAACGAGUCAAAGAUAUCAUCGGAUGAUCAGUUCAAUAGUGCCGUCAAUGAUCUGAAGAUUAGUUGGGUUUCGAUAUUAAAGGGAAAGGCGUCCGAAGACCUGUUCAAUGAAUUACUCGAAACUAAUGAGUCAGAUGUCAAUCAAAUGAGGCUAUUAUUGGCGCGAAUGCGGGCACUGGACUCGGACUCCCGGCGCUCGCAGCACUUGUAUCGACAGAUAUGUUUGGCUAACAAAGUGCUAGAUUUGUGUAAAAUUCACGAUUUGAUGGCAUCUCAUGUG
Oppiella nova is the source of this 504-nucleotide messenger RNA. NCBI's taxonomy places the organism in Eukaryota, Metazoa, Arthropoda, Arachnida, Sarcoptiformes, Oppiidae. The record is from the annotation of a GenBank genome assembly.